UCAUAUCAUUUAGUUUUAUUCUCAUGCAUCUGUUUGACUUUAUUGCUUGUUAGGUUGUGGAAAUUCAGAAUAUCUUUCAUCACAAUUUGUCUCUGCUUUUAGUUAAUUGAGAUUUGCAAUUUGACCAUUCUUCACAUUCCUUGCAACUGAGUUUAACUAUACAUGACUAGGAAAACUGGCCAUUAAAAGCAAGCAUAACACAUAUUAGUAGCCAGUGCAUUGUGCAUUUACUAUGGGUAAGAGUGCUAAUUCUUUAUAUAUAGAUUAUGAAAUCAUAUUAUCUCAUAUUGGAUCUCCUAUAUUUUCUAUUGCUGUAGGCCCUUUGUAUUUCUGGACCUGUUUCAGACAGCAUAAGCUGGCUUUUCGUUCCUAGUUGGGGUUUGGAAGAAGAUACUGUAAAUCUUGCAUUAUAAGAGAAUUAAUGGAACUGAAAGUUUCAUCUCCAAAACCAGAGUCUGUUGCACCAUCUGAUUGCAUCAGUGACCCUGAGGAAAAGGAAGUGAGUGAUGACGAUGACGAUGAUAGGAAUCAUAAACAUCGAAGGCGGGAAGCACGUUCUCAAUCUUUGGAGAGAGAUGUUUCAGAUCCUGUUAUUAGUAGGCCAUUCAGAAAGCGUAACAAAACUUUUGGUAAUAGGCAUCCUUUCAGGGAAAAUGAACCUCAAGCUUUUGAACCACUGAAAACUUACAGUGAUGCCACCACAGAUAAAGAAUUAUACUCCAAGUUUGAUAGAAGGCGCCCUGGCUUGACUUCAGUGCCUCGAACACCAUUGGAUAUGAAUCAAAGACUACGGGCAAACCAAUCUUUUACUGGAGAUCCUGGUGCUGGCAGGGGAAGAGGCAGGGAAUCUGGUUUUUGGAAUCAACGUGAAUCUAGGUUUGGCUCAAUGGAUGUUGCUUCACAAAUGGUUCAGCCAGGGUCCAUUCCUCCAAGCCUUUAUACUGGACGCGGGUUACCCAAUGUUUCAAAUGCACAAAAUGUAUCCUGGAAUACAUAUGGUUUAGUUCCAGCAGUGCCCAAUGGUGGCCUAGAUAUGCUUCAUCCAAUGGGUUUACAAGGAACACUCAGACAACCUAUUAAUUCAUCUUUGAAUGUGAAUAUUACUCGCCAACGGUGUAGAGAUUUUGAGGAACGUGGAUUUUGUUUGAGAGGGGACAUGUGCCCUAUGGAACAUGGUGUUAACCGGAUUGUCAUUGAAGAUGUUCAGAGUCUUUCACAGUUUAACCUUCCCGUUUCACUUCCAAGUGCACACCUAAUUGGAGCACCUGCUGGAUCUGGAUCUUUACAUUCAGUAAAUGCUUCAACUACUUCAAUGAACAACAAAUGUAUACCUGGAAAAAUUAGCAAGUCUGUAGUCAGUGAUGAUGGUUUGCCCUUGGAUGGUGCAUAUACUGGUCCUGGUUGCCCAAGCGGAGCUGAUCUUUAUGAUCCUGACCAACCACUUUGGAAUGAUAGUGGUCUGGAGUCUUCAAAUGCACUCCUAACUCUUCAGUCAUCCAAGAUUGAUGAAACUGAGCCCAUAUCUAAUGAUGCACCAGAUAGUGAUUGUCCUGCCAGAACUUGUGUCAGUUCACAGGGUGCCAGUUCAUCUGUCUGGGCCAGAAUUGGUGGUUCAAAAAACAGAUUUGACAUGAAAGAAAAAACUAACUCUACCAUGAGCUCCUUUCAAUAUCCUGAGAAUCAGUUAAAGGAAGAUAAUGAUGAAUUACUUGGUGGUCUCAAUGCUUCCUGUCAAGUAAAGCAAAACAUAGCAGACGAUGCUGACCCAAAAGCAUUGGAAGCCUCCUUGAAAGCACAAAGUGAUAGUAUGCGUAACAUACGUAAACCAUCACAAAAGGCAUUGCGUACUCUAUUUGUAAAUGGGAUACCACAGAAAAGUAACAAGAGAGAGUCUCUUCUUGCUCAUUUUAAGAAGUUUGGCAAAGUUAUUGACAUUUAUAUUCCAUUGAACAGUGAACGAGCUUUUGUUCAAUUCUCCAAGAGGGAAGAGGCUGAAGCUGCUCUGAAGGCACCAGAUGCUGUAAUGGGUAAUCGUUUUAUCAAGCUAUGGUGGGCUAAUCGUGAUAGCAUUCGCAAUGAUAGUACUACAGGUGGGAAUGGUGUAAUUGUAACCCCCCGUGGGCAAGCACCUGCUUUUGUUCCAUCUCAUCAAGUUGUCAGUGAUAGGGGAAAAGACAUUCAUCAGGCUGAUGCUUCAAAGACUAUAUUCGAAGUAUCAUCGCCUUCUGAUCAACCUAGGCCUGUCAUUGCCGAUGGACCCAAGGUUCCUCCUUUGCAAAAGAAGCUUGAAAACAUAGAGCAUCUAAAGGAAGAACUGCGCAAGAAGCAGGAAAUGCUGGAUCAAAAGCGAAAUGAGUUCAGGCGCCAGUUGAACAAACUUGAGAAACAAGCUACUGGAUUGAAGGGUGAAGUAGUUACUGAGCAAGCUGCCAAGAGACCCAAAACGGGCCCAGCAUCUGAUGUUGCCAAAUUGGCUUCUCCUCAGUCGUCGGAUGCUGAUGUGGGGACAUCUCCACAUGCAGAGACAACAUCUGAUAAAAAUAAACAGUUGGUCAAUACCGUAUCCCAAAGUCCUAGAGCAAGUACAGCAACAAGACUCCAAGAAUCUACAGGCUUGAAGCACCCAAUUCAACCAUUAAUGCCUGUAAAUAGAUACAAAUUAGACAAUCGUCCUGUCGCAUUUAGAAUCAUACCACCUUUGCCUGCGGGUCUGGCAAAUGUUGCUGUUUUGAAGGAACACUUCUUACCGUAUGGUGAACUUUCCGCUGUAGAGCUAGAAGAUGUGCAAGUCAAUGAUAGUAGUCAACAAGAAGCACAUAUAACUUUCGCCACUCGUCGGGCAGCUGAGAGGGCAUUUAUUAAUGGUAAAAGCUGGAAAGAACAUAAUCUGAAAUUCAUGUGGCUGAGCAAUGCCACUGGUAGUAGAGAACGUUCUCUAUCUGCUCCCAAGGAGCCCUUAGAUACAGAUGACCAUUCCGAAGAAAAAUUGGGAAACUCUGUGAAUCAAGAAGCCAUUAGUGGUGAGCAUAAAAACUCUGAAACUCAAAAUGGUUUGGAGCCUAUGGAAAUGGACCCGUGUGAAGAUCCCCAGUGUACCCCAAGGCAAGUUGCUUCUGACAAACAAUCACCUGAGGGCAAUGGUUGUUGAGGAUCUACUAAUGGCCAGAUUUGUACAGCGAGGUAAAAAUUUAAAUCUAUCAAACUCUAAUUUUCAGGGGCCUAUUUUUUCAAUUUCUGAAAAUUUAUUAUUCCAUGUUCCUUUUUUAAAUGCUCGAGACAUGUAAAUUUUCUUCUUUUUGGCUGCCCCCUGUAUUUGGUGGUAUUAAUUGAAUGGUGCAUCAUGUUGUUUCUGAGCUUGGAUAGUUCACUCCUAGGAUAAAAGUUUUGAUGUUCAAAAUUCUGUUAAAAGCCAUUGAACGGUUACAUAACAAAUAUUCGGAAACACCUUUCCCUUUAUGUUAUUAGUUAGUAAAAAUAUAAUUGAAGCGGUUAGUCGCAUAGUUUGAUU
This is a messenger RNA of Abrus precatorius (Indian licorice), 3508 nucleotides long. Its product is annotated as zinc finger CCCH domain-containing protein 41. The coding region runs from base 422 to 3148 and encodes 908 amino acids. The transcript has 4 exons. The record is from RefSeq and is a predicted model, not a curated record. Gene Ontology annotation, cellular component: nucleus. Gene Ontology annotation, molecular function: RNA binding; metal ion binding. NCBI's taxonomy places the organism in Eukaryota, Viridiplantae, Streptophyta, Magnoliopsida, Fabales, Fabaceae.